UGCGGGUUCGUGUGUGAGUGCGCUGUUGGUUUUGUGUUUCAUUUAUUUAAGUUAAAAGUUAUAUUUUUGUGUUGCUUCUGUUAUUACAAAUAAUGCGCUCGAUUUGCUGCACAGCGUGAGCACACAACUUGCAUUAUACAGCGCAGCAUUCACAAUCUGAGGAUGCAACGCUUGUGGCACAUGCUGCACGCGUUGCUCUUGCUGCAUUUGGUGGCGGCACAAAACGAUGGCAGCUUUUACAACGUGCAACCACAGCAACAACUGCAGCCCCAACAGCCGCUGCAGCAGCCACAGCCCACAUCGGCAUACGACAACAAUCCGCUGUACGGAACGAAUCUCAAUCCCAACUUGAAUCCAAAUCUCAACAAUCCGAAUCCAAAUCCAAGUCCGAGCUAUGGCUACAACGAGCUGGGCGGCGCUCAGGAUGAUUAUAACAAGCGUCUGGGCAGCAGCUUUGGCGACGAUGAGCCCAGUUUGCAGCUGGGCAAAACCUCGUACAAUGUUAAGGCCAGCUUUCUGGAGACGCUGCACAAUCGGGAGCCGACCUAUUUUAUUGUCGCCUCACGCAUGGUGCGGCCCGGCCUCAUCUAUCAGGUAUCCGUAUCCAUACUGCAGGCCAAAUAUCCGAUCACGGUGCACGCGAGCAUCUCGUGCGAUGGCGUUCAGAUCAGCGGCGACUCCAAGGACGUCAAGGAGGGCGUGCCGGAGACUUUGCUCAUGCGCAUACCGCCGACCAGUGUUACCGGGGAUUACAAACUGCGCGUGGAGGGCUUCUAUCAGGAUGUCUUUGGCGGCAUCGCGUUUCUCAAUGAGACCCGGCUGGACUUUUCGCAGCGCUCGAUGACCAUCUUUGUGCAGACCGACAAGCCGCUCUAUAUGCAGAGCGAGACGGUCCGCUUCCGCACCAUUCCCAUCACCACCGAACUGAAGGGUUUCGAUAAUGCCAUCGAUGUCUAUAUGCUGGAUCCCAAUAAACACAUUCUCAAGCGUUGGCUGUCCCGGCAAUCGAAUCUGGGUUCCGUCUCGCUGGAAUACAAGCUGUCGGAUCAGCCAACGUUUGGAGAAUGGACGAUACGCGUGAUUGCCCAGGGUCAGCAGGAGGAGAGCCACUUCAGCGUCGAGGAAUACUAUCAGACGCGCUUCGAAGUCAACGUCACGAUGCCGGCGUACUUCUUCACCACCGAUCCGUAUAUCUACGGCCGGGUGAUGGCGAACUUUACGAGCGGCCUGCCCGUGCGCGGCAAUCUGACGCUGAAGGCGACAAUCCGGCCCAUUGGCUACUUCAGCAAUCAGGUGUUGAACGAGAAGUUCCGUUUGGGUCGUUCGCCGCUGGAGCAAAUGAAUUUGUAUAACGAACGCUGGCGCUACAAUAAUCCCAGCCAGAAUCCGCAGCAGCAAUACAAUGGACCGCCGCAGCUGCCACAGGACGGCGGCGAUCUCUCGCAGGAUCUGCUCUAUCGCAAUCAGUAUGUGGUCGAGCGCAACUAUCAGUUCGAGGAGGAGUGGCCCUUCUGGGUGCGCAAGCCCGAAGUGCUGGACAGCUAUGAUUCCUGGACGAGCAGCUAUCGCAACACGUUGCCCUAUUUGCGCUACUUCAACGGCACCUUCGACUUUAAGUGGCCGCUGCGCGAGCUGGAGCUGCUCGUGCCCAACAUGGCCAACAUGGAGGUGCUCAUUACGGCCACAGUCGGCGAGAAGUUCUACGAUGAGAUCAUCAGCGGCUAUGCCGUGGCCCGUGUCUACAAUUCCAGUUUGCGUGUGGCCUUUCUGGGCGAAUCGCCGCAGGUCUUCAAGCCCGCGAUGCCCUUUACCACGUACCUGGUCGUGGAAUAUCACGACGGUUCACCCAUCAAUCCGAAUCUACUGCGCCAGGGCCUCAUGGAGGUCAGCGGCUUUGUGGAGAGCCGCAAUGGCGGCCGCCGCGAUUGGCCCGCCCAGCGGCUGCACAUGUCCCAGCAGAGCGACGGCGUCUGGGAGCUCAAAAUCGAUAUACGCAACGAUCUGCAGCUGGACGAGCGUCCGCAGUCCCGCGAAUUUCUCAACGGCAUACAGAAUAUGCGUUUGCAGGCUGUGUUUGCGGAUCCGCGCGGUGAACGCGUUCAAACCGAGCUGCUGCUCGUCUCGCACUAUUCGCCGCGCAAUCAGCACAUCAAGAUCACGACCAGCACGGAGCAGCCGGUGGUCGGCGAGUACAUCAUCUUUCACAUACGCACCAACUUCUAUCUGGAGGAGUUCAACUAUCUGAUCAUGUCCAAGGGCGUCAUAUUGAUCAAUGACCGCGAGACCAUCAUCGAGGGCAUACGCACCAUUGCCGUGGUCCUGAGCGCCGAGAUGGCGCCCGUGGCCACCUUGGUCGUGUGGAAGAUCACCCAACAGGGUCAAGUGGUGGCCGAUUCUCUCACGUUCCCCGUCAAUGGCAUAUCACGUAACAAUUUCACGGUGUACAUCAAUAAUCGCAAGGCGCGCACUGGCGAAAAGGUCGAGGUGGCCAUCUUCGGUGAGCCCGGCUCCUAUGUGGGCCUCUCCGGUAUCGACAGCGCCUUCUACACCAUGCAGGCGGGCAACGAGCUGACCUACGCCAAGAUCAUUACCAAAAUGUCCAAUUUCGAUGAGCAAACGAACGGCACGUACAAACACAUUUGGUACUCGCAUGAGGGCAAUCCCGACGAGCUGGUCUACUUUCCCGCCUCGUCCUUCGGCAUCGAUGCCAAUCGCACGUUCGAAUACAGCGGCCUGAUUGUGUUCACGGACGGCUUUGUGCCGCGUCGCCAGGACAACUGCAAUCGCACGCUCGGCUAUGGCGAAUGCCUGAGCGGACGCUGCUAUCGGGUGGAGAAGCGCUGCGAUGGACUCUUCGACUGCGAGGAUGGCACGGAUGAGAUCGGCUGUCAUGUGCGCAACGAUACGGAACUCUUGAAUUAUCGCAAAUAUCGCUUCAAUCGCGUGCUGCGGCAUUACGAGAACGUUUGGCUGUGGAAGGAUGUGAAUAUCGGACCGCACGGUCGUUAUAUAUUCAAUGUCGAUGUGCCGGAUCGUCCCGCCUAUUGGAUGGUCAGCGCGUUCAGUGUCAGCCCCUCCAAGGGCUUCGGCAUGCUCAAUCGCGCCUUGGAGUACGUCGGCGUCCAGCCGUUCUUUAUCAAUGUGGAAAUGCCGUCCGUUUGCCGACAGGGCGAGCAGGUGGGCAUCCGUGUCACCGUGUUCAACUACAUGACGACGCCCAUUGAGGCGAUAGUCGUGCUGCACGGCAGUCCCAACUAUAAGUUCGUGCAUGUGGAAGAGGACGGCAUUGUGCGCAGUUACAAUCCGCGCACCAGCUUCGGUGAGCAUCAGUUCUUCAUCUAUCUGGACGCGCAGGGCACCACGGUGGUCUAUGUGCCGGUGGUGCCGCAGCGUCUGGGCGAGAUCGAGGUGACGCUGCACGUGGCCACGCUGCUGGGCACGGACACCGUCACCCGCACCCUCCAUGUCGAGUCGGACGGCCUGCCGCAGUACAGGCAUCAGUCGGUGCUGCUGGAUUUAUCCAAUCGCGCCUAUGUGCUGGAGUAUAUGCAUGUCAAUAUCACACAGACACCGGAGAUACCCUACCAGGUGGAUCGUUAUUUUGUGUACGGCUCGAAUCGGGCACGCAUCUCCGUCGUGGGCGAUGUGGUCGGUCCGAUAUUCCCGACAAUGCCCGUCAACGCGAGCUCGCUGUUGUAUCUGCCCAUGGAGUCGGCGGAGCAGAACGCCUUCAGCUUUGCCGCCAAUCUGUAUACGAUCAUGUACAUGCGUCUGAUCAAUCAGCGCAAUAAGACGCUGGAGAAGAACGCCUUCUACCACAUGAACAUUGGCUAUCAGCGACAGUUGAGCUUUAUGCGCGCCGACGGCAGCUUCUCGCUCUUCCGCUCCGACUGGAACAAUUCGGCGUCCUCGGUCUGGCUGACCAGCUACUGUCUGCGCAUCUUCCAGGAGGCCUCGUUCUACGAGUGGGAGAACUUCAUUUGGAUCGACGCCACCAUCAUUGAGAAGAACAUGCGCUGGCUGCUGCAGCAUCAGACACCUGAGGGCGCCUUCUACGAGGUCACAUGGCUGCCGGAUCGUAAAAUCAAUCGCACCAAUUUCGCCAGCUACACGAGCUUACGCAAUCGCAAUAUAACACUGACCUCGCAUGUGCUCAUCACGCUGGCCACGGUCAAGGAUCUGUCCGGCACGCUGGGCUCGCGUGUGGCGCUGGCGACGCAACGUGCCGUCGCCUGGAUCGAGCGCAAUAUGCAGUUCCUGAAGGAUACGCCGGAACCGUAUGACGUGGCCAUCACGGCAUAUGCCCUCCAGCUCUGCAAUUCGCCCAUUGCGGAGCAUGUCUUUAGCAUAUUGCGCAAGCAUGCACGCACCAUUGGCGACUUUAUGUAUUGGGGCAAUCAGGAGCUGCCGCAACCGCCGCGCAAACUGGAGAACCAGAAAUGGUUCUCCCUGCCCCGACUGCCCUACGAAUACGAUUCGCUGAACAUCGAGACGACCGCCUAUGCUCUGUUGGUUUAUGUGGCGCGUCGCGAAUUCUUUGUGGAUCCCAUUGUGCGUUGGCUAAACGCACAGCGUCUGAAUGAUGGCGGGUGGGCGUCCACGCAGGAUACGAGCGCCGCAUUGCGUGCUCUGGUCGAGUAUACGGUGCGUUCGCGCAUUCGUGAGGUCUCCUCGCUGAGCGUCGAGAUUGAGGCAUCCUCGCAGGGCGGCAAGACACAGGAGCUGCACAUCGAUGACACCAACUUGGCCAGGCUGCAGAGCAUCGAGAUACCUGAUGCUUGGGGCACCAUCAAGGUGCAGGCGAAGGGCGCCGGCUAUGCCAUACUCCAAAUGCACGUGCAGUACAAUGUCGAUAUUGAAAAGUUCCAAACGAAGCCGCCGGUGCCAGCGUUCGGAUUGCACACAAAGGCCAUAUUCCAUGGCAGGAAUCAGUCGCAUAUCUCCUACGUGGCAUGCCAAAACUGGGUGAACUUGCAGGAAUCGGAGCGUUCGGGCAUGGCUGUGCUGGAUGUGGCCAUACCCACGGGCUACUGGAUACAGCAGCAAAAACUGGACACCUAUGUGCUGAGCAACCGGGUGCGCAAUUUGCGACGUGCACGCUACCUGGAACGCAAGAUUGUCUUCUACUUUGAUUAUCUGGAUCAGGAGGACAUUUGCGUCAACUUCACCAUAGAGCGCUGGUAUCCAGUGGCCAACAUGUCACGGUAUCUGCCCGUGCGCAUCUACGACUACUAUGCGCCCGAGCGCUUCAACGAGUCCAUUUUCGAUGCACUGCCCACAUAUCUGCUGAACAUAUGCGAGGUGUGCGGCAGCUCGCAGUGUCCAUACUGUUCCAUCUAUAACAUGGGCUGGCGUGCAUCCAUGUCCUUCUCCCUGUUGUUCUUUAGCGUAUUUAUUUAUUUGAUGCGCAGUCGCUUAUUAGCCUAUUAGUUUCUGUUUUCUUUUGUUUAUUAUUUUAACAUUCCGUCCAGAGGUUUUCUUUUUUAUUUUGUGUUCAAUGACUAAAUUUAUAUUAUUAUUAUUAUUUUGUAAACGGCGUUUAAUCGUAAUCUCAAAAUAUGUACAAAAAAAAGAGCAAAAAAAAUUCGCAUCCAAUUGGACUAAUUAGUUUUGAAGUACGCAAACCAUUAACAUUAUAUAUAUAUACAUACAUGUAGCAAUUUAGUCUUUAGCGUUCAGUUAUACAUUAUAAUAUAUAUAAUAUGUAUUUUCCCCCUCGGAGACCAGGAACAGAGCCUUGAACCUGUUUGCCUUAAUUUCAACUGGGCGCUAAAAGUGCCGCCUUAUACGAGAAAUGUAACAAGAAUAUGUGUCUUUUUAAAUAUCACAAAUUGCCUUUAUUAGAUUUUAGAAAUCGAUAGUGAAUAUCUAUAUAUACAUAUAUAUAUGAGCUUUUCUUUUUGGAUACUGCAUGCAUAUCAAUUUUGGAAAUUUUUUAAUAAAACAUAAUGAUUAUGAUUAGCGUUGAAAGCGACCGUCCAAUACGAUAUAAGUUUUAAAUGAUGCAACAAACACAAAAACGAAAUAAUUAAUAAGCAAAUGAAACCAAUCAAUACCAAAUUUAAGCAAGUUUUAUACGUAUUUGUAUUUUUUGACAAGAACUGUUUAAAUAUUGAUUUUUGUAUAUUUAAAUACAAACUACAAAGAAUAGCCAUGUACCAACUAGCUAACGAAUCUUAAAAUCAAGUAUUCCGUCCCUACUUUAUGGUAAGAGAAUGAAAUGAAUCUAAAAAGUGAAAUAAAUGUAAUUUACGUUUUCUAUCUAACGGAAAAAAACUCAAAUAAAUGAAAUUAACGAAAUAUUUGAACUA
Molecule: messenger RNA, 6311 nt
Organism: Drosophila novamexicana
Lineage: Eukaryota; Metazoa; Arthropoda; Insecta; Diptera; Drosophilidae
Gene: Mcr
Product: CD109 antigen
Exons: 7
Coding region: 163-5430 (1755 amino acids)
Cellular component (GO): extracellular region
Molecular function (GO): protein binding; endopeptidase inhibitor activity
Source: RefSeq, a predicted model, not a curated record